AUGAGCUCAAAAGGAUCUGCAAAUCGGUUGUCUCCAACCAAGGGGUCCGAAACAAAUAUGCUCGCUAGCGGGUUUAAGCGAACAGAACGAAUUUCAUGGACCCCUUUCUUGCGAGAUUACAUUUCAAACAGUUAUGCAGAACAUCCUGACCUUUACACAGAUGACUUUCGAAUCCUUGAUGAACUACGCAAUGACUGCAUUUACCUGGAAUCCAGUCAAAAAGGCCUCAACAGACUUAUCAAAUACUAUGGACAAUUAGUCUUUAUCAGCUCAAAAUUUCCUAUUGAUGUGGGCUUAUAUUUUCCAUGGUAUUCUGUUUCUGGUGGAUCGAAUCAACCAGGCAAGUUGGCCCAUCGCAAUAUGAAUUAUGAAAAAGCGUGCAUAUUGUACAAUAUUGGAUCCACGUACAGCCAGUUAGGAAACUCAGAAGAUCGAGUUACAGCCGAAAGUGUCAAGAAAGCUUGCAAUUAUUUCCAGAGUGCGGCUGGAUGUUUUCGUCACCUCCAGGAUGUCGUUCUCCCCGAGAUGAGAACUGCUCCUACUGUAGAUAUCUCGCCGUACGCUCUACAGACCCUUAUCAACCUCAUGUUGGCCCAAGCACAAGAGUGUGUCUGGCAAAAAGCAGCCAUGGACAAGCUGCGCGACGGCACCAUUGCUCGUCUAGCCACACAGAUUGCACAGUACUACGACGAAGCGCACGAGCUUGCCACCAACUCGUCCAUCCAAGACAUCUAUCCGCCCCAGUGGCUUGCCCAUAUGCAAAUCAAGGCUCUCCACUUCCACGCCGCAGCCCAGUUCCGCAAGGCAUCCGAGUGCAUUUCGCAAAACAAGUACGGCGAAGAAGUGGCUCGGUUGACGCUGGCCAACGCGCACGUAAAACACGCCUGCGAUAUGCUCAAACGACCAUCGUCUGCCGCUGACUCCCACCAGGCAAAAAAAGUCAGCAGUGCGGUUGUCAACGAUCUCAAGUCACUUCAGCAGAUCAUCCAGACAAACCUUGCCAGGGCUGAAAAGGACAACGAUGUCAUAUACCUCGAGCUCAUUCCAUCGCCACUGGCGAUCCCAGCCAUCCAAAAGAUCGUCAUGGUCAAGGCUACACCACCUCCCGAAAUCCUUGACCCUGUGUCACUGAUGCUCAAUAAUGCCAAUCACAAACUCGAUAGCACUCCGCACGUCAUCAUUGGCUUGCCUCUUUUCCAGAAACUUGUUCCAUUUGCUGUUCAUCAAGCCGCAAGUGUGUACGUUGACAGAAAGGAACGGAUAAUCAAAGAAGAUAUCAUUGGGCGUGCAGAAGAGCUCAAUGCUGUGUAUCACAGUACUUUGCAGUCUCUUAAUUUGAACGCUGCUCUUUCGGAGGGUGUGGACCAAUCCCCAGGUCUUCCGGAAUCUCUUCUUCGCCAAGCAGCAGAAGUCCGCAGCAGUGGUGGGUCAAGAGCACUGUAUGAGAUGUGGGAACACAUGCAACAAGCCUCUCUCAAGAACCUUGAGAUUCUUGAAGAUGCAUUUAAUGCACUAGAUGAAGAACAUGAAAUGGAUGAAACCCAGCGAUCUCGUUACAGAGAACACUGGCCACGACCAGAAUCCCAUGUCUUGACAGGAAAAUUGGUUGAUCAAGGUCAAAAGCAUCGAAUUACUUUAGUAUCUGCUCAAAAGGCUGAUCAAACAGUACGUGCCAAACUUAAUGCCUGGGCCAAGAUUAUGGAUGUACUCGUGUUACCUGAAGAUGAACUAAAGAGCUCUGUAUUGGGAGCCUAUGAAACCAGCAGCUCAUCAAGUGCGCAGGAAGCACUUGACUGUUUGCGACGUGCUGUUGAAGAAAUGAACGAGAUCGAACGAGAGCAGAAGCGAAUGGUCGAAAAGGCAAAGCGAACUUCAAAUGCAGACGACAUUUCGCCCACUCUUUUGAAAAAGGCCGCCCAAUUGACGGCCAAAUCUCCGACGACCAAGAUUGAUCCGGCAGAGUUUGAAGAGUUGUUUGUAAAAGAACUGCGGAAAUAUGACACAUACCUGAUGGCUUUAGACGAAAGAGAAGAAAGACAGAACCAACUUUUGAGUGAGAUCAUCGAGGCUCAUCGUCAAUACGAAGCAUCGAAACAGAGUAAUGUUCCUACUGGGAAACUCGAAAAGGCCCUUCAGAACUUGAACCAGGCUUAUUAUCAAUACAAGGAAAUUAAAUCUAAUCUCACUGAAGGCCUCAAGUUUUAUGCCGGUCAUGCAAAGGGUCUAGUUGCUUUUCGCAAUACUUGCUAUGAUUACUGUUAUCGUAGACGAGCAGAGUCUGAUCAGAUUGAAGAAAAGCUAUCUGCUAGUCUGAGAAAAAUGAGUCUUCAGAGCCACUACCAACAACCUCCACCACAGCAGCAGCACCAGCAGCAAUCUUCCCAAUCUUCCCAAUCUUCCCAAUCUUCCCAAUCUGAAUCUAGGCGAUCUACACCUUUUGGUGUUAAUCAAGAUGAUGGCACCAGAAUGUGA
Messenger RNA from Phycomyces blakesleeanus NRRL 1555(-), 2472 nucleotides. RefSeq lists its product as hypothetical. Gene Ontology annotation, cellular component: endosome. Gene Ontology annotation, molecular function: protein binding. Lineage: Eukaryota; Fungi; Mucoromycota; Mucoromycetes; Mucorales; Phycomycetaceae. The transcript is spliced from 9 exons. Bases 1 to 2472 code for a protein of 823 amino acids. The record is from RefSeq and is a predicted model, not a curated record.